ACUGCGAACUGUCCCAUUCCUUGAGAGACCUCGUUGCCAUGAUAUUUCCUUGCUCUACUUGGUAAUAUUGGUGAAAGUGCCGAGUAGUGCGGACAGAGAGGAUCUGUUCCUGCACGACCAUCCUCCUCGAUCCCAGUCGCCUUUUUUAAGGUUCUAUGCACCAUGGUCAUCCACUGGUCCGAACGUUUGUCUUAUAGUCGAUUUAAGCAUUGAAUUCAAAGCCAUUGUCCAGCAAAGCAGAAGAACGAGAGGACGUUGCCAAUCGCACAAACCACAUUGUUAUCCAGGCACAUUGGACCGCUAUCUGUCCUGGUGGUCUUGCUCCCGUCCGCUUUGUGGCGACACCCUCCGGCAAAUCUCAAAACUCCAACAUGGACGCACCUUCCAAUUACCCUCAGUCAGGUUACAGCAGCGCGCGGGGUGAAGUGGUUCCCCAGAACUCUUUCAAUACUCAAGGUAAGGUUAUGAUCGCCUCGAAGCCUCCAGCCUCGCGUAAUUCGCAACUGUCGAAUAUACCUCCCCGGAGCAGCUUAGCUGGCAAGAAGCAAUCUACCAAUGCGAAGGUGGCCAUCCCGCGGCAGAAAACGGGUGUUGUUUCCGGUUACAGUCGACGUGUACCUCUUGCCUGCGAAUCCUGUCGGGGGCGGAAAACUAAGUGCAGUGGCGACACGCCAGUUUGCAGACAGUGCAAAGAAUUGAGGGUGACUUGUAAGUACCCGGCAUCAUGGAGGGAGCGAACCAAAGGGCAAUUGGACAGUCUCUCGACCAAGGCCGAAGCGUAUGAGAAACUAUUGAGAGACAUUGGAAACAUUGUUGAUGGCAGGACUGCAGAACAAAUUAGAAUCACACUGGAUAAGUAUUCUGGUUCGGGUGGCGAACGGGCUUCUACUGGCUCGCAGUCCAGCUCAGCCACGCCGCAGGAUAAAGACAGCUACCUCGAAGAACUGAGCUCCUCCUCCUCCAUUGGAUCCCUAGACGCCAUCGACCGCGUGGAAGAGGAUGUAAAUCGAACUCCGAAUUCUCGAGCUACUGGUUACAUGGGGAAGAACUCGGAGGUUAUCUGGAUGCAGAGAUUGCGAAUGGAGACAGAACAACGCCUCCGGAAGGAACCAGGGGCCUACGAAGCUGAGCCUGAGGGAGAAUUUGCUAUACAUUCGAUGAACUAUCAUUUGGACGAUCUGGAUGUCUCGGUUCCCGGCCCUGUGCAGGUGUAUUGGAUCCCUCCCCGUCCUUUGGCGGACAAGUUGUUUGAAGAUUACCUGGAGACGGUGCACCCGUUUUAUCCUAUCAUCAGCCGCACACUGUUUCGUGCCCAAUACAGAACCUUCUUUGACAGUGCUGCUCGGCCUGGUGAUAAAUGGCUGGCCAUUCUUAACUUGAUAUUUGCCAUCUCCGCCAAACAUGCUCACCUAACGCAGGCACCAUGGCGUGGCGAUGACAACGAUCAUUUAGUGUACUUGACUCGGGCCCGGAUCCUUAGCAUGAAUGGUGAUGCUCUUUUUAGCCAUCCCGAUCUUCAGCAAGUGCAGGUCGAGGGCUUGGUUGCUUUCUAUCUUAUGGCAUCAGACCAAAUCAACCGAGCUUGGAAGAUCACCGCGUUGGCUGUGCGUUCGGCAAUCUCACUCGGAUUGAAUAUGAAGAAUACCAGCGAAAGCACGCCUGGUAUCUCAAAGGAGGCGCGAUAUAGGGUCUGGUGGUGUGUCUAUACAUUUGAACAUAUGCUUGGGAUCAUGACGGGCAGGGUUUCUUGCAUUACGGAUGGGAUAUGUACGACGCCUUUGCCUCUACCAUUCGAGGAAGACCAGCUUCGAGAGCCAGCUGCGGCUAAGCUUCUUAACAACCAAGACCUUCGCCAGGAGCUGGUGGAAUCGGCCCUGGCAAGUACCCUUGUUCGCCACAUGCCCUCAAAUCCCCAGGGAGGUAAGGAGGCCCAACAUACAGACAAACUGCGUGAUGCUUCUUGGCUGAAGGGUCAACCUAUCAGUAAGACGCUGAUAUUCCUUUAUUAUGUGGACCUGGCAGUUGUCGCUCAGGAAAUCGUCAACCGGGUGUAUUCGUUGGACUGUGCCAUGGUACCCUGGAGGCACAUCGAGAACCGCAUUGGGGAGCUUCGAUCCCGAAUUGACAUAUGGUGCACCAACCUUCCGGGGGCGUUAGACUUCACCCGGCGGGACGACCAAGGUAUGGAUAUGCUUCGUGGAAAGCUUUUCUUGGCAUUCCAAUACUACAGUGCUCGGAUCACCUUGGGACGUCCGUGCCUGUGUCGCCGCGAUGCUCGACAUACUAGCCCUCAGCAAAAGCCCUCUUUUAGUCAUGAAAUGGCAGAGAUAACUCUAAAUUCUGCACGGCAGAUGCUGGACUUGAUUCCAGACGAACCUAACGCUGUCCAACUCUACCACAUUUGUCCUUGGUGGUGCGUUCUGCACUAUCUUAUGCAGACGACCACGGUCCUCCUGCUUGAAUUGUCGUUUGGUUGCAUUCAUAUGCCAGCUGAAGAGAGAGGUAUUUUUGAAGCAUCAAAGAAAGCCAUACGCUGGCUCUUUGCCAUGUCCGAAUGUAGCCUCCCAGCACGGCGUGCAUGGGAGCUGUGUGACAGUAACCUUCGACGAAUUGCCAUCGGCAUGGAUUAUGACUUGAGUGAUCUGCCAGUCCUAAACUUUGGCCCAACAUCGCACGGACACAUGGCCCCAAAUACUGGUGGUAAUGCUGGUAUGGGUGCACCUGUCAGCCAAGCCGCGCCGCCUAUGCCUGUUUUCUACGACACAGUCGGUGGCCCAAAUCAACAGCCGGUUCAGACUCAAUACCAUUAUGACCAGAACCAGCAAGCGUAUUCUGGAGUUCCAGCGAUUGAUCCGAUCUCGUCGACCCUCGGACUUUCUGCCUCUGGAACCGAUGCCUUCUUCCCUUACGACCCCAUCAGUGGGGAGUUUAUUCGCUCCUUCUUCCCCAUUCCCAAUGAGGAAGAGCCAUGGGAACAAAAUUAAGAUGUUCGCAAAAAUUUUCAAUUCUCUGUACAAAAUAAUUUUUGCCACUACUAACGUCCGUUGUUGGGGGGUUUGCUUAUCUGUAUUUUCUACAGUUUUCUAUCACAAUGUUCAACGAUAAAUGCUCUAUAUCAAUUUGUUUAUGCGCGGUCUUCGGCACCAGUUGGGUUUAACAGCAUAUCAUCAGCGUGCAAGGAGUUAUCAAAAGAGAGAUCGGGAGUUUGUCAUAUGGUGCUACAGUAUGAUAGAUGAUGGGUGGCUGGCUCGUGACUUUAAUUUUGUUUAAUCGGAUUGCUCGGAAAACCCCACUGAUGUCUUUUAACGAAGUUCGAAAUCAAAGUUAUCCUUCCAAGA
Molecule: messenger RNA, 3338 nt
Organism: Aspergillus caelatus
Lineage: Eukaryota; Fungi; Ascomycota; Eurotiomycetes; Eurotiales; Aspergillaceae
Product: Zn(II)2Cys6 transcription factor
Exons: 4
Coding region: 372-2984 (870 amino acids)
Biological process (GO): regulation of DNA-templated transcription; DNA-templated transcription
Molecular function (GO): zinc ion binding; DNA binding; DNA-binding transcription factor activity, RNA polymerase II-specific
Source: RefSeq, a predicted model, not a curated record